AAAUUUUGUUUACAAUUUGAUAAAGGAAAUAUUGUGUUAUCAUUCAAUAAAUGCGUCUCUUUAGAUAUAUAUUAUUAAAACCACAUGGAUGACAUAACGUUUAAAGAAUGUUUUAAGUUAUACUGCUGCAACAAUCGAUUUCGUAAUGAGCAACUACAUAAGGAAAAUUAUUGUCGUUGGUGAAAACGGAAAUGGAAAAAGUUUAACUUGUAACACGCUCCUUGGAAAAGAGAUAUUUGAUGGAUCCAAAAGAUUGCGUACGGCAGGUUGUGAAACUUGUUACCUUCAUACGAGGUCAGUAAAUCUUUGGGUCGUCGAUUCUCCUGGGAUGUUUGAGCCUGUCAGUGUUCUUGCUGAACGUGCAUUGGAAAUACAGAAUGCUGUUAAAGAAUGUAAAGAUCCACAUGCCUUUCUUAUCGUAUUCAGAGCGGACAGUAGAACGGAAGAUCGAAAUACAAACACCAUCGAGAUGCUUCGUCUGAUUUUUGGGGAGGUUUUCUUCAAACACGCAAUUGUUGUCAUUACAAAUGCGGCCAAGUUUAAAUCGGAUGCAGAUUUUCAAUCAUAUAGGAAACAAGGAAAAAUGAGUCAAAUAGUAGAUCUAUGUCAAGGAAGAAUUGUGAGACUGGAAAAUAAAGAUGCAUCACCACAGAAGAAGAGGGAAAUGAUAGAUAAAGUAUUUGCCUUAGUUGAUAAUGUGUCCAGGAUGGGCAAUUUCUGCUACGAAAACAAGGAAUUACACUGUCACAGAGAAAUGUUAGAGUACCAUUUGAAGCAUGUCGCUGCCAACAUGCCGGUGAAUAAUCAGAUAGAAGAAAUGAAACGGUGCCUGCGAGAGAAUUUACAAGAAAAUGGAUCAGAUAGCGGGUACUACGAAGUUGCCAAAAGACAUUGAAUUGAAAUUAAAAUGGUUUGAUCAUGAAAACAUUGAUGAUUUCUUCCUUAUGUAGAAAUGGUUUUUACUCCUACACAUCACUACAUAGUUUAAAAAAAAAUAGAAAAAAGAACUAAAUGUGAAGAGAAUAUUUCUUGCCGUCUCAUCAAACU
This is a messenger RNA of Mercenaria mercenaria, 1047 nucleotides long. RefSeq names its product GTPase IMAP family member 9-like. The transcript has 2 exons. Gene Ontology annotation, molecular function: GTP binding. Lineage: Eukaryota; Metazoa; Mollusca; Bivalvia; Venerida; Veneridae. Bases 146 to 895 code for a protein of 249 amino acids. The record is from RefSeq and is a predicted model, not a curated record.